Molecule: messenger RNA, 841 nt
Organism: Neurospora tetraspora
Lineage: Eukaryota; Fungi; Ascomycota; Sordariomycetes; Sordariales; Sordariaceae
Exons: 1
Coding region: 226-747 (173 amino acids)
Source: RefSeq, a predicted model, not a curated record
AACAUUUGUUCCUGUUUCCGGCCACGAGUGAUCAACACCAGCAGUCAGCACAUGGCUGGGUCGAGACCUUCAUCAGUACCUGAAAAUCUCGGUUGGCCAAGCUGCCUGCGGGGUGUCAAACAGGUUAUGAGAGCCGACGCCGUGACAAGGUGAUGAAAAAGCCAAACCUCUCAUCGGAGGCGGAACAAAAAACAUGGAUAAUCUGAAAGUCAAAAAGUCACUGGCAUGGUACUGUGUGGUAAAUACACCCACCACUGUCCGGCCAGCCCUGCGCCGGCAAACCCCAGCUGUUUGCCUCUCCUCCCCUUCACUUCCACCUCUUUGCGCCCAGCCCGCAUCCUGUUCCGAUGUGUGGGUGGAUACCACACCCCAUGUCCUAUUCAGGCACACAGUCAAUGGAUGGGCCGUCUUAUAAUAAGCCCACGAUGCCCUCCCCCUCCUCAUCUUCUCAUCUGGUCUUCCCCUUACUCAUCCUCGACUAUCGUUGGCUUUGUCGUUCCCUUCCUUGCCCGUUCUCCCUCACCUUCCUUUGACCACAAGCUGCUGAGCCUGCUUAGCGCGUCCUAUCCUUUCUUCAACCACAAACCCCUUCUUCUUGGCCCUUUGUGUGCUUUAUCCGCUGAGCUGGAUACAACAACUGGCAUUGUUCAAGCACGACAUCGAGAACAUCACCCGACAACUAAAUCCAUUCCUCUCGGUGCUCCGGUCUUAGCACCUACGGUUCCACAGAGCCAAUAUCAACUUUGAGUCAAGACGGUCGGUCCUAGAGACAGAUAGACGAGACUCCACCUUUACCACUUCUUCGACACAUACCACUUUUACGACAACGACAACGAUUUCA